AUGAAGAAGACGAAUGAGUUCUCAGUGUCAAGCACGCGCACUUACAGUUCUCUCUAUUUCAAUCCUCUCAACAAUCCCACCCACUGCCGGAGUUCCAGCACCGACUGUGUCCGCAAACCUCACUUCGAAAUUCAAGAUGACCACCACGACAAGGAAAACCAAAACGCCAACUCCAAUGCGUCCUCUCCUCUGCCCAAGCCCAAGCCCAAGCCCUUCAGGUCUUUCUCCACAGACAGGAUCUUGAAGCCCUCCUCGCUUGAAUUCUGCAUGCAGAUCAACGACCUUCAAACCCCCCUCAACAUUUGGGACUACUCUGAUUCCGAGUCAGCUCCUGCUUCCUCCUGGUCCACGCUCCCCAACAAGUCCUUGAUCUGUAGACCCUUGCCUUUGGAUAUUGGAAGGUGCACAUGUUUCAUUGUCCAGGAGCCAACGCCCCAUGGACUCUCAGGGGGCACUUUCUUCUCUCUUUAUACCAAUGUAAUUCAACUCAACUUCUCUGGUCAUUUCUUUAGACUCACACUAUAUGAUUAUGGAUGUGGUAGUAAUGAAUUAGUGUAUUACAAUGAAGGGCAGGGACGGCAGAAUAGGAAACUAGCUGUGGCCUAUCACAAGCGCCGGAAUGGGAGGUCUUACUUCAUCAUUGCUCAGAAUGUGAAAGGACUACUCUCCCAUUCUGAUGAUACUUUUCUUGGCACCAUAACAGCUAACCUCAUGGGCUCUAAAUACCACAUUUGGGAUCAGGCGUAUCGUCGUAACUCCCGUAGUAAACAACCAAAGCCACCUCUUGCUGUUGUGACCUAUAUACCUACCAUAACAACAUGUACAGGAAGUCACAGAACCAUGAGGGUAUAUAUACCCAAGCAUCAAUAUAUGUCACUGAAGAACACAACACAGGUACAACAUAUAAAAGGAUUGCCUAUGAAUUGGGAGGAGAAGUUGGACAAGGUCCAUCAACUAUUCUCUAAGGUUCCACUUUACAACAAGAUUUCGAAGCAAUACGAGCUUGACUUUAGAGAUAAAGGAAAGGCAGGAGUUAGAAUCCAAAGAUCAGUUAAAAAUUUCCAGCUUACUUUAGAGGAGAAUGGGAGGCAGACGAUCCUGCAGCUAGGGAGGGUGGGAAAAUCAAAAUUCGUUAUGGACUACAGGCAUCCUUUGACAGGUUACCAAGCGUUUUGCAUAUGUUUGGCUUCCAUGGAUGCAAAGCUUUGUUGCACAGUGUAG
Sphenostylis stenocarpa is the source of this 1221-nucleotide messenger RNA. The record is from the annotation of a GenBank genome assembly. Lineage: Eukaryota; Viridiplantae; Streptophyta; Magnoliopsida; Fabales; Fabaceae.